This is a messenger RNA of Dentiscutata heterogama, 722 nucleotides long. The record is from the annotation of a GenBank genome assembly. Lineage: Eukaryota; Fungi; Glomeromycota; Glomeromycetes; Diversisporales; Gigasporaceae.
AUGAUUAUGUUCCAAGCACUAUGCGCGGAAAGCAUAUUUUAGUUCUUGGAGCAACAGGUGGCCUUGGAGCUCAAGUAGUAAAUCAAGCACUUGAAGCUUCGUAUCACGUAACAGCACUGGUUCAAAAUGAUAUUAAUUUACCAUUUACACGACGUCAAUUAAGAAAUCCAAAUCUUGUAAUAGUGGUUGGAUCAGUACUUCGUCGCGAAGAUUUAGAUAAAGUAAUUGAACAUCAAGACGCCGUUAUAAAUUGCUUAGGACCAAAACCACUAUUUGCUACAGAUAUUGAUAUAUGUUCACGUAGUCAAACAUUAGUCAUUUCAAGUAUGAAACGAUUUGGAGUUAGACGAUUAAUUGCUGUAACAUCACAAGGAGUCAUCGAUGAUUUUAAUGAAGACAAAAUAAUGAAAGCCUCUUGCACUAUACAACCACAAAUUACAAAUGGAAUACAAAAGCUUUUUGAAAAUUUAUUUUCUGCCAAAAUUUUGCAGGACAAGGCAAUUCAAGAAAGAAUUAUAAUAAAUAAUAAUAAAUACAUUGAUUGGACAAUUAUUAGACCUGGAAAGUUGACAAAUGGUCAACUAACAAACGAGUAUAUGGUAAAUGAGAAACCGAGCUAUAACAAAAUUUCAAGAGCAAAUGUUGCACAUUUCAUAUUGAAAGAGUUAAGAAGUUCUGAAUGUGUCAGAAAAUGCGUUAGCGUGAGUAGUAUGAAUAGUUAA